AUGGAAAGCCUGAAACCGAAUGCAGACAAGACGGUGUGGGACCGUGAGCCCAGCGUCCCCAGCCGGCUCAUCGAGUAUGUAGACCAGGGGGUGCGCGCCAAGCUUCCCCCGGGAACGCAGGUCCGGGGCAUCGCGCCGAGCGGGAACUCGUACUGGGCACGGACGGCCAAGAUUGACGCCGUCGACGCCGCGGGGAACCCGACGCCCUUCUUCCUCAAGGUGCACCAGUUCGAGCACGGCCGGGACAUGGUGGAGACCGAGUUCGAGUCGAUGCGGCUGAUGCACGAUGUCAUGCCCGAGUUCGUCAUGCGGCCGCUGGCCUGGGGCGCCUUCACCGAAGGGCCCGACGCGUUCUUCCUGCUGGUGCCCUUCUACGACCUGUGCCGGAAGAGCAUCAAGCCCCCCGAGUACGUGGCGCUGAUGGCCGAGUUCCACCGCCGCGGCGCCGUCCCCGGUGGCAAGUUCGGCCUGCCGUUCCACACGUAUGCCGGCCGUAUCCGGCAGGACUUCCCGAUGCGCGCCACGUGGGAGCAGUGCUUCUUGGACGGCAUGGUCCCGCUGUUCGACGCCGAGGAGGAGGCGCAGGGGGCCGACGAGGAGCUGACCCGGCUGCGCCAGAGUUUUUUAACCAACGUCGUCCCGCGGCUCCUGCGGCCGCUCGAGACCGAGGGCUGCCGUCUUGUGCCCACGCUCUGCCACGGCGACCUGUGGUACGGCAACGCCGCCGUCGACACCAAGACGGGCCGCACGAUGAUCUUUGACGCGGCGCCCAUGUACGCCCCUGCCGAAUAUGACCUAGGCCCGUGGUUUGCGCACCGCGAGCUCCUAGGAUACGACUACGUCGCCGAGUACGUCAAGCACGUGCCGCGGCUCGAGCCGGCCGACGAGUUCGAAGACCGCCUCAACCUGUACUGGGUGUAG
Molecule: messenger RNA, 921 nt
Organism: Lasiosphaeria miniovina
Lineage: Eukaryota; Fungi; Ascomycota; Sordariomycetes; Sordariales; Lasiosphaeriaceae
Product: Fructosamine kinase-domain-containing protein
Exons: 3
Coding region: 1-921 (306 amino acids)
Source: RefSeq, a predicted model, not a curated record